Messenger RNA from Paramecium sonneborni, 397 nucleotides. Lineage: Eukaryota; Ciliophora; Oligohymenophorea; Peniculida; Parameciidae. The record is from the annotation of a GenBank genome assembly.
CCCAGAUAUAAUAUUUGUAGCCAUAUAAGCACCUUCUCUAAAAUGAAAUACUCCAAAAUUAAAUGGUGAUAACUUUUUGUUAGAAGGAUCAAAAUGUUAAGGAUCAUAUAAUACAUUCCAAUUUAAUAAAGUAUUCAAAUCUAAAGUUGCUAAAUUAGACAAAAAAUAUAAUGCAUGAGCAAAAUUAACACAUACUCUAUUCUAAGACUUUACUAUAGAUCCUUAUAUUGGGCAGUAAUCAACACAUGCACCAUCAGAAAGCAUACUUUAUCUUAUUGGACAUCUAUUAUAUAUUACAUCCCAAACUAAACAAUCUCCUUAAUUUGGUCCUGUACAUUAUAAACAUUUAUAAUAACAAGACAAGUAUCCUAUAUGGACAUUUCGAAUUAAUGCUGAA